Cryptococcus wingfieldii CBS 7118 is the source of this 1404-nucleotide messenger RNA. Its product is annotated as calcium-binding protein. The record is from RefSeq and is a predicted model, not a curated record. The transcript is spliced from 5 exons. Bases 1 to 1404 code for a protein of 467 amino acids. Lineage: Eukaryota; Fungi; Basidiomycota; Tremellomycetes; Tremellales; Cryptococcaceae. Gene Ontology annotation, molecular function: calcium ion binding.
AUGGCAGACUUCUUGGGCAGGCCCUCGGACGGCGACUCCCCCUUCGCCAUCGGCAACAGAGCCAUGCGCGACGUCUCCUCCCCCCAGCCGCCCCAGCAGAAGAAUCCCCUCCCGAGGGGGGCCGCUGUACCGGGUAUGGCGCCGGGCCAGGUGUUUGGGGGACCGUCGCCCCAUGGCCAGGGGUAUGGCCCGCAGCAGCAACAGCAACAGGCGGGAGGGGGAGGGGGGAGGGGGUAUGCGCCGCCGAUCCAGACGGGUGGACCUGGCUUCGGGCAUGGGGGACAAGGUAUGGCUAGUCCUCGUAACGGCAACUUGCAACAACAAGCCUACUCUGCUCAGGGGCAUAACCAGCAAGGCUAUGCUUCUGCUUCUGCUUCUGCUUUUCAGCCCCAGUCCCAGCGACAACAGCAAGGGUAUAACCCCCCGCCGAGGGGGUACACCUCCACGCCGCCUCAGCAGCAGCAGCAGGGGUAUCAAAACCAACAAAACCAACAACAACAACAACCCUACAACCCCCGCCCGGCCUACCCAGCCCAACAAGCCCAAUCCCAAGCACCUCUCCGAGGCCAGGGGUACAACCCCAACCCCAACCUCAGCCCUCGUUCACCCAUCUCCUCCGGCCCCCCGCAGUCCCAGUCCCAGUCUCAGGGGUUCUACGCUCAUCAACCCCCUCAGCAACAACAUCAACAUCAACAACAGCAGCAACAGCAGCAGUAUGGCAGUGCGCAGAACCAACCGACGUACGCCUCCACAAGAGAAAGGCAUUCCCACCAAGCCCAGCAAGGCCAGUGGUCUCAAGCGCAGGUACAGGCGACGUCGCCGCCGCCGCCGCCUGGGCCAGCUACGUCGGGGGAUGAUGUCGAGUUGCGUAAUAUGUUCAACGCGUUCGACUCGACGCGCACUGGUCAGCUAGGUGGGGGUGAUCUGCAGAGACUGUUGGCGAGGGAUGCUACGAUGGACGCUAGGGAGGAUAGUGUGAAGAUGCUUAUGAAUAUUUUCGAUACGGACCGAAGCGGGUCGAUCAAUUUUCAAGAGUUUGAGGGGUUGUAUCGAUAUAUCCAAGACUGGCACGGCAUAUUCCGCCGCUUCGACACGGACGCCUCGGGCCUCAUCGACCGUUCCGAGCUGCACGCUGCCCUGCUCGGCUUUGGCUUCUCCCUCCCGCCAGAGAUGGUUGAUAAGAUCGAAGAGCGUUUUGGGCCUCCCCCCACCCCCGCCCCCGCCGGUCCUGCCGGUGGAAGGCAGGUGGAGGGCGAUGGGAUAAGCUUUGAUAGGUUUUUGAUGGCGUGCGUGACGGUGAAACAUUAUAGUGAGGGGUUCAGGGCUGUGGAUGUUGGGAAUGAGGGGAGGGUUACUAUGGAUUAUAACAAGUUUAUGGAGAUGAUCCUCGACGCUCCUAGCUAG